Messenger RNA from Didymodactylos carnosus, 2226 nucleotides. The record is from the annotation of a GenBank genome assembly. Lineage: Eukaryota; Metazoa; Rotifera; Eurotatoria; Philodinida; Philodinidae.
AUCAACCAAUGAUUGCUGUUUCAUCAUUGGAUGAAGUAAUGAAUGUAGAAGAUUUAGAUAUAUCAUUAACACCAAAAGUAGAAGGUCGAUGGAGAUGGACAGGAACGAAAACAGUUCAGUUUGAAGCAAAACAUCGUUUACCAUAUUCAACAGAAUACGCAUUAAAAGUCAACAAAGAGCUUUCAACAUUAAAACCUCAAUGCUUUCUGUUAUUUGAUCAAAAAAUCCAUACACAUGAAAUUUUGAAACAUUUACGUGUGAUGUACGGUGAUGGACAUCAAAUGCAAAAUGAAAAAUUAGAACUGCUAGAUGAAAAAACAGUAAAAAGUAAAUUUGAAUCAUUUAUGAAUGCCGAUCAAGGAAAUUAUGAGAAAUACGUUGCAUUUUCAUUUAAACAUGAUUUAUUAAAAGCAACACAAUAUACAAUUCAACUGCCUAGUGGAUGUCCAUCAGCUGAAGGUCCACUAAAGACAAGGUCGGAAUGGUCAGCUAGUUUUCAUACUUAUGAACCAUUAAAAAUAACUGACUGGUAUCCAAAUAUGGCGCUUAAACAGUCUGUUGAUCCUGGUAACAGUUGGUCAAUAACAUUCAAUAAUUCAUUAGAUCAUUCAACACUUAAUAAAUCAUUAUUCAAAUUUGAGCCAGUAGUCAAUGGUUUAGGCAUUGAACAUACGAAAGGCAAUGGUCGACAAAUAAUAAUACAUAAUAGUUCUGAACCCAACACUGUUUAUAAACUGUUUAUACAAUCAGCAGCAAUGAAAGAUAUUUAUGGUCAAAGACUAGAACAGAAUAAUUCAAACAAUUCAAUUCAGUUCCAUGUACACGAUCCACCACCAUUAAUUGGAGAUAUAUCAGGCGCAACAGGAAUGAUUAUAAUGGAUCCAGGUGUAUUAGAUGAACCAUUUUAUCCAUUUAUGGUUUAUAAUUAUUCAGAAUUGACAAUUCGUGUAAAUAAAGUAAAACCAGAACAUUAUCAACAAUGUUUACCGUGUUUUAACUCAUAUUAUUUCACAUAUGAGAAUCAAGAAUGGUAUAAUAAAUUACCUGGAGAAGAAUUAUUAAAUGAAGUUAUUCAAACAAACUGUAAACGUUAUGAACCCAAGGAAAUAAAAGUGCCAUUGGCAGCAUAUUUAAAUAAAAAAUCCAACAGUGGUCAACUAAUUAUAUUAAUUGAACCCACCAAAAAAGCAUGGGAUGAAUGUCAACGUGGAAACUGGCAAUAUAGACAAAUUAUAUCAGCUUGGUUACAAUGUACUCGAUUAGCUGUCGAUGUAUAUCUUUCUUCAAGUAUGGACUUAAUCUUAACUGCAUGGGUUACUGAAUUAAUGACUGGCGCAUCUGUCAAUCAAGCAACUGUUUCAGUAUUUGAUAAAAAACAAGAAACAAAUCAACAAGGACUAUGCACAAUUCGAACGCUCAGCACAGAGAACAAUGAAGGAGGAAUAUUAGUUGUAGAAAAAGAUGAAGAUACAUGUAUGAUAGUAGAUAUUUAUCAUGAUAAAUCAGAUUUUAAUGUUUAUGUAUGGCACGUAUUUAAUGAUCGAGGUUUAUAUAAGCCAAAUGACGAUGUACAUAUAAAAGGUUAUGUUAGAUUAUUGAAAGUAGAAAGUGAAGCAAAAUUACCAUCUUAUGCACAAGGUACAAUUGAUUAUACAAUUAAUGAUCCUCAUGGCCAAAAACUUGAAGAGUCAAAAGUGAGACUGAAUGAUUAUGGUGCAUUUGACAUAAAAUUUAAAUUACCUGAUAAUGUUAACUUAGGCGACGGCUCUAUAUAUUUCAGUUUACCAGAUUUAGCAACUAAUACAACACAUUAUUUUAAAGUUCAAGAGUUUCGAAAACCAGAGUAUGAAGUUUCUUCAAUGCAUCGACCAACAACACCACAUUAUUGUCAUUUAACAACUGAUGAAUAUGUUAUAGUUACUUGUGAAGGAAAAUUGUUUGCUGGUGGUUAUUUAAAUGAUGCAAAUGUUCAAUGGACAGUUAAACCUGAAACAACACAAUUUACACCACCAGAACGAUCUGACUAUACAUUUGGCAGAGCUGAGCAAUUCUUUUGGCGAUAUCGUUAUAAUAAUUCUUCUCAGACUCAGAAUAAAAUAUCAUAUCCAGCAAAAACUUUUCAGGGUAAAACAAACAAUAAAGGUCUACAUGAAAUUAAAAUCAAUUAUCAUGGUAUUGAACAAGAGCCCAGAACAACAGUUGUUCGUGCAUUAGCAGCCAUUACUG